AUGCCCAACCAGUUCAACCAUGACACUCAGGAGGAAGUGGGUCUGGAGGUGCACCAGUUCUGGCCUCUGGUGCGGAUCCGCUGCUCUCCGGAUCUGUUGUUCUUCCUGUGCAGCAUGUACACGCCCAUCUGUCUUCCGGACUACCGCCGGCCACUGCCGCCGUGCCGCUCGGUGUGUGAGCGAGCUAAGCGCGGCUGCUCGCCGCUCAUGAGUCAGUACGGCUUCGAGUGGCCCGAGCGCAUGAGCUGCGAGAACCUGCCGGCGCUGGGCGAUGAGACGCUGUGUAUGGACCAGAACAGCAGCGAGAGCACCACCACCGCCCCCUACGUCCCCAAACCCACCCCCAAACCCCGGCCCCGCCCCCACGCCCCCCCCUUGCUGGGUUGCGAGCGCCAGUGCAGCUGCAGGGAGCCUCUGGUGCCCACAAAGCGCGACUUCUACAGCCGCAGCAGCCGCAUCAGCACUGCGCACCUGCCCAACUGCGCCCAGCCUUGUCGUCAGCCGUACUUCUCUGCAGAGGAGCACGCCUUCACCGCCUUCUGGAUCGGAUUAUGGUCCAGCUUAUGUUUUGUGUCGACGCUAACCAUCGUAGCGACAUUCCUUAUCGACAUGGAGCGCUUCAUUUACCCAGAGAGGCCCAUCAUCUUCCUGGCCACAUGUUAUCUCUUCGUGUCUUUGGGCUACAUCAUCAGACUGGUGGCUGGACAUGAGCGCGUAGCAUGUAGCAUUAGCGACCCGCCUCAUAUUCUGUAUGACACAACCGGUCCGGCCCUUUGCACUUUAGUUUUCUUGCUCAUCUACUUCUUCGGCAUGGCAAGCUCCAUCUGUCUGGAUCUGGUCCGGGAAGACGCUGGACACCUGGAGGAGGUUUCUAUCGCGGAUUUGCCCGUGCUGGAUGCAGAAGAGUACCGCUCCUCCGUCCAUGUACAGUGA
Molecule: messenger RNA, 933 nt
Organism: Knipowitschia caucasica
Lineage: Eukaryota; Metazoa; Chordata; Actinopteri; Gobiiformes; Gobiidae
Source: the annotation of a GenBank genome assembly